CAGGUUCACCUAGUCCUCGUGUCGGAAUCGAAAGAGGUCGAUCAGGAUGGUUUAGAUUCUUACGAGCCAUCCUUGCAUGAGUGACUGCUGAGAGUAUUUUUUCAAAUUUCGGGAGGAAUUGAUUCGGGCUGGCCACACCAAGAGGUGAAUUGUGAACGAGGCCGGGCAGGCAAGUGUUUAGCCCUAAUUAGGGUUCAAAGGUAGAUUCCCAAUUAUCUGCUAUCAGCUUCUGCAACUCUGAUUUGCAGCGAUGACUGAGUACUGGGUUAGCCAGGGCAACAAAUGGUGCGAUUUCUGCAAAAUCUUUAUAGCAAACAAUCCAUCUAGCAUUAGAAAUCAUGAGCUCGGUCAACGUCACAAGGAUAGUGUUGCCAAGAGGCUUGACACUAUGCGAAAAGAGGGUGCUGCCAAGGAAAAGCAACAAAAGGAAGCCGUCCGUGCCCUUGAGCAGAUUGAAGCAAAAGCAAAACGGAGCUAUCAGAAGGAUAUAGCGAAUCUUCAAGAAGCCAGAGAUUCUCAUGCCCAAGCAUUAAAUUCUCAAGAAGAAGGUGAAGAGAAAUGGGAGCAUGACAGCGCUUCAGGCUAUUAUUACAACCAAAGCAAUGGUUUUUACUAUGACCCAAACUCAGGAUUUUACUAUUCUGAUGCAAUAGGCAAGUGGGUGACACAGGAAGAGGCAUACGCCACACCACAGUUUUCUUCAUAUUCUAAACAUAGAGAACCCACUAUGAAACGGCCAUUGUCUGCUUCAGAGUUAGGAUCAGUCACAGAAAGUAAAGGUGCUGCUAAAGUUCAAAAUAGGCCAUCGCCUGGACCUGUUGUUUCCGCUUCCUUAAAUCCCAUGAGAUCUGUUAAAGGUGCUCCAUCAUCACUUGCUGUUGGCAAGAGGAAGAGGCAAGACGGGAAGCCAAAGGUUCUAUCCAAAGAAGAAGCAACUGCACUUAAAGCAAGGGAGGCUGCAAAGAAGAGAGUUGAAGAGAGAGAGAAACCUUUGCUGGGCCUCUACAAGGCUCUUUGAUUUGAACACCGAAGAAUGUUUCUCAGGUUCAUGAAGAUUAUUUGAGUAGGCCAGCUACAAAGGAAGAUGCAUGUUCAACCCACAUUGUUUUCCAUCCCAAGAAAAAGGUGGUCCGAAAUGUCAACUUCUGAUCUGGUUUCUCUCAUCCUAACUCUCUUAUUAAUGAAAACUUAUUUUUAUAUUGCUGAAGUUCGGGGAAUGAAGAAACCGUAUGUGAUUGUGGUAGCUUUGGUAAUGGAUAUGUUUUAACAGUUGGCUGUCAAA
Molecule: messenger RNA, 1282 nt
Organism: Carya illinoinensis
Lineage: Eukaryota; Viridiplantae; Streptophyta; Magnoliopsida; Fagales; Juglandaceae
Product: zinc finger protein ZOP1
Exons: 6
Coding region: 251-1018 (255 amino acids)
Biological process (GO): mRNA splicing, via spliceosome
Cellular component (GO): precatalytic spliceosome; nucleus
Molecular function (GO): RNA binding; zinc ion binding
Source: RefSeq, a predicted model, not a curated record